AUGAACAUAAAGAGAACAACAGACGCUCCCCUCCAAUCACCCGGGAGAACGACAGACGCUCCCCCUCCAAUCACCCGGGAGAACGACAGGGGCUCCCCCUCCAAUCACCCGGGAGAACGACAGACGCUCCCCCUCCAAUCACCCGGGAGAACAACAGGCGCUCCCCUCCAAUCACCCGGGAGAACGACAGACGCUCCCCCUCCAAUCACCCGGGAGAACGACAGGGGCUCCCCCUCCAAUCACCCGGGAGAACGACAGACGCUCCCCCUCCAAUCACCCGGGAGUACGACAGGGGCUCCCCUCCAAUCACCCGGGAGAACGACAGGCGCUCCCCUCCAAUCAUCCGGGAGAACGACAGACGCUCCCCCUCCAAUCACCCGGGAGAACGACAGACGCUCCCCCUCCAAUCACCCGGGAGAACGACAGGCGCUCCCCUCCAAUCACCCGGGAGAACGACAGGCGCUCCCCUCCAAUCACCCGGGAGAACAACAGGCGCUCCCCUCCAAUCACCCGGGAGAACGACAGACGCUCCCCCUCCAAUCAUCCGGGAGAACGACAGACGCUCCCCCUCCAAUCACCCGGGAGAACGACAGACGCUCCCCCUCCAAUCACCCGGGAGAACGACAGACGCUCCCCCUUCAAUCACCCGGGAGAACGACAGACGCUCCCCCUCCAAUCAUCCGGGAGAACGACAGACGCUCCCCCUUCAAUCACCCGGGAGAACGACAGACGCUCCUCCUCCAAUCACCCGGGAGAACGACAGGCGCUCCCCUCCAAUCACCCGGGAGAACGACAGGCGCUCCCCUCCAAUCACCCGGGAGAACGACAGGCGCUCCCCUCCAAUCACCCGGGAGAACGACAGGCGCUUCCCUUCCAAUCAUCCAGGAGAACGACAGGCGCUCCCCUCCAAUCACCCGGGAGAACGACAGGCGCUCCCCUCCAAUCACCCGGGAGAACGACAGGCGCUCCCCUCCAAUCACCCGGGAGAACGACAGACGCUCCCCCUCCAAUCACCCGGGAGAACGACAGACGCUCCCCCUCCAAUCAUCCGGGAGAACGACAGACGCUCCCCCUUCAAUCACCCGGGAGAACGACAGACGCUCCCCCUCCAAUCAUCCGGGAGAACGACAGACGCUCCCCCUUCAAUCACCCGGGAGAACGACAGACGCUCCUCCUCCAAUCACCCGGGAGAACGACAGGCGCUCCCCUCCAAUCACCCGGGAGAACGACAGGCGCUCCCCUCCAAUCACCCGGGAGAACGACAGGCGCUCCCCUCCAAUCACCCGGGAGAACGACAGGCGCUUCCCUUCCAAUCAUCCAGGAGAACGACAGGCGCUCCCCUCCAAUCACCCGGGAGAACGACAGGCGCUCCCCUCCAAUCACCCGGGAGAACGACAGGCGCUCCCCUCCAAUCACCCGGGAGAACGGCAGGCGCUCCCCUCCAAUCAUCCAGGAGAAGCAGACCAGUAG
Molecule: messenger RNA, 1470 nt
Organism: Oncorhynchus mykiss (rainbow trout)
Lineage: Eukaryota; Metazoa; Chordata; Actinopteri; Salmoniformes; Salmonidae
Source: RefSeq, a predicted model, not a curated record